This is a messenger RNA of Phialemonium atrogriseum, 703 nucleotides long. RefSeq lists its product as uncharacterized. The transcript has a single exon. NCBI's taxonomy places the organism in Eukaryota, Fungi, Ascomycota, Sordariomycetes, Cephalothecales, Cephalothecaceae. The record is from RefSeq and is a predicted model, not a curated record. The coding region runs from base 301 to 654 and encodes 117 amino acids.
GCCUUCUCCCGCCACCUCUCGCCCAAGACUAUCAUCAGCGCCUAGCCGAUUGUACAUACCCUCACCAUUUGUCAGGCGCUCUCUCCUUCCUCCCCUUUCCAUACGAUGAGGCGGACUUCUCACUUCUGCAUCAUCUACAUAACCUAGACAUGGCAUGAUAGUCUCAGUGGGGGCUUAUCCGAGGGCCGCAGCGGAUACCCAGUAUUUGCGACUCCCGCAGUUCACCCUCCACCACUCUACAUCCUCAUCUCUCUACAUUUGGCCUGCUUCUGGAUCUCGUGGUCACCCACAAGCUCCUGCAUGACUACCCUGCUCCGGAAGUUCUGCCGGGGGAAGGGACCACACGACGUAUGGCUCUCUCUCUCUCUUUCUCUUUUCUGGUCUCUAUCUGAGACUGGGGAAUGUUCUGCGUGGGUUUCGAAUUACAUAAAGGGCGUAUAUCGGCGUUUUUGGGGAUACGAUUAUCUCGGCGGCGUCUGGCGCAUGGGAAGGAAAGACGGUUUCUCUCUCCCGACGGCGUCGGUUGGCCUUCACCCGGAUUCCUGGCCAACAUGGAGGAUGCUGGAUGACCGAAAAAGAAGACCUACUGCCUCUGCCACGGGCCACGGUCUUUCGAAACGAGGUGCUUAUUGUUGCCCCGGUGGUGGGAGAUAGGAGGGAUUGCGGUUUUGCCUCGGACUGUAAAGAGAGUCAAUCAGGGACG